CAGUCACUACAUUUCCCAUGAGAACUCGCUCGGUGGAAACUACACCAGACAAUAUGGCGGGAAUCGGAGCUUUCCUGAGGAAUGCGUGGAACAAGGAGCCGGUUAUCAUGGCUUCUUGUGGAAUUGGACUGGUUGGUGCCAUUCUUCCGUUCAUCAGCCCACUUACAAAAUAUACAGCAAUGUUGAACGCAGCUGUGCCAUACAACUACCCAGUUCCCGUGCGAGAUGAUGGAAACAUGCCCGACAUUCCGGCUCAUCCAUGUGAACCAAAAGGAAGAAACUUGGAUUGGAUCAAAAAUCUAUAACUUCAGAUUUUCUCAUGUUAAUAUCUGUCUGAAUAGUUGCCUCCGAUGUCUGUGUCCAACAAUAAAGAUUCUAUUUAAUUCUA
Messenger RNA from Pelmatolapia mariae (spotted tilapia), 388 nucleotides. It is a transcript of the gene ndufa3, whose product is annotated as NADH:ubiquinone oxidoreductase subunit A3. NCBI's taxonomy places the organism in Eukaryota, Metazoa, Chordata, Actinopteri, Cichliformes, Cichlidae. The transcript is spliced from 4 exons. The record is from RefSeq and is a predicted model, not a curated record. The coding region runs from base 18 to 305 and encodes 95 amino acids. Gene Ontology annotation, cellular component: mitochondrial inner membrane.